Messenger RNA from Folsomia candida, 3286 nucleotides. RefSeq lists its product as uncharacterized. The transcript has 8 exons. Lineage: Eukaryota; Metazoa; Arthropoda; Collembola; Entomobryomorpha; Isotomidae. Bases 351 to 1262 code for a protein of 303 amino acids. The record is from RefSeq and is a predicted model, not a curated record.
AUAAAAUUGACACUGUACAGGCCAAUCAAACACGUGAUAUUACCUUCACAUUUAAUGUAUGCUGUUUAUUAUAAGAUAACUUCUGCCUUUUAGAUAUUUUCGAAAAAGUAGCUUGAAAAGUAUUCAUCUUGCUAAAUACUUGAUGAUUACUUUUAAACAAAACCAGAUGAAUGAGAAACGGAAUUGAGAUUUUUUAACCGCUGGUUUUAAACUGAGCCGCACUGGCAGAGCACUUCGUCACUGUUUCUUACUAAACCUCUCUGCCCAAGUUUAAUUUAAAUUAAUAAACUUUAAAAACCAAACUUAGCUGUCUUAGCAAGACUUUUAAAUUAACUUAAAGUGGACGAAUAAUGUCGCAUGUUGUCGUGCACUGGGAAAAGGAGAAAUCCUAUUCAUGCGUUAAAUUAAAAAAAGUUAUUAAGGGAGACUGCGGUGUGGACGAUCUGCUUGAUAAGUCUUUCGACGUACAAUGGGGUGGGGACAAAGAGAAGGGGAAGAUAAUUGGAAUAGGUUCACGAAAAGACAUGAAAAUACUGGAAGGAGAAAAGGCACAAGAAGCUGCAGAUAUGUCAUUUUAUGAACAUAAUGGAGAAGAGGGAGUGGAAGAAGGUCCGCCACCGGAAGGACACUCCCAACUUGAUGGUGGGACUGAAAUUUUCGAAGCUGAAGUGCGAAACUCUGAUGAAGGAAAUUUUUCAGCUAGUCUCGUCCUUGCUCCUGGAUCAGGUUCUCGUGAGGUUGAGGUUAAUCACGGACGGCACGACGCGGACGUGAUUCAACUUCAAGAGCGCUUGAUUGAGAAGGACAAAGAAAUUGCAAUGCUCCAGGCAGAGAAUUUGUCGUUGAGAACUACAGUUAAGCAACUAAAACGUCUUAUAAAGAAAACCGGUGUUUCUAACGAGGAAUCCCAAGAUAGAGUCGAAUUGGCCCAUGGAAUAAGUUUGGACAAGUCCCUCGUUGAACUCACCCAGAUAAGCUAUUCCUCUCGUCCGUCACUAUUUUUUAGAAAAUUGCUGUUCGAAGGUGGAUUAUUCCAACUUGAAGAAAUCGCUGGUUCAUCCAUGACUGGUAAAUCCUCGCCACUUUUCCGACAUCUAACCCGGCCAGCAUUGGAUCCAGUACGAUUUGGAGUAUUGAAAGAUUUUACAAUCAAAUCUUGUGGAAUAAAAACCAACACACUGGAGAUGGUUGAGUUUGAGCAAAAACUGAGAAACAUCCCUGGCGAUGCAAGAAAACGACUAGCAGCAGUGAACAAUUCAUAAUAUUAAUGUGCUCAGAAUAUCUAUUACAAUGCUUUCUUUAAACGUUAAUUACGGCUAAAUAAAUUUAAAAUUAAAUGAAUUUGCCAAUAUGAAUAGGUUUUAUUUUGCAUGCUGGAAAAUUCCAUUUUUGCAUAUCUGAAUAUGAGACCAAUAGGAAAUGCAUUUAAAUUCCCAAAUGAUUUGUCCGAUUACAACCUAUCUGAUCUUCUAAAUUAUUCCCAUUGGAUUAUGUAGUCUGAAAUCUACCUCACUUUCCAACUACCUCUCCCAUCUGCCUUGCCAGUUGGAAUUAAUGGGUCAGUUUUGCUCGGGACAUCAUCAACUGAGUAGGUGGAAUCAGUCAGAAAGCGGAGUGAAACCCGCUCGUGGUCUGAAUAAUUAUUCUCAACGGUUUCUUUGCAUGACAAAGCUUGCGCGAGAGACUCGAUCAGUGGUAACAAAGACCAUUUUCAUUUACGAAUUGUGAAUUGCGGACAAGAUAAUCCCGACUCUUUUACUUUUUCACCGACAAAGGAGAUGGUAGAGACUUGACGUAUAUAUUUAAAGUAUUUAUCAAACAUUGGUGAUCAUUAUUAUACUUAAUUAUAAUUUUUAACAAAUCCGUUAUGUAUAUACCUUCCCAUUUGCUGCCAUAGCGGGUUAUCACUUUUGGUUCAUGAAUUCAAUAUAAUCACUUGUUAUCGGAUUCAUGUAUGUGCUCGCACAUGUAUUUAUUCACUUACGAAAUAAAAUUUAUCGUCCUCGUCACGUUUAUAAUCUUAUUAAAUAAAACUAUUUCAACCAUAACAUCCCACACACAUCUACAUUAUUAUGCCAACCACAAGUGCAAGAAAUCUCUCUAAUGAUUUAUUUGAUUCGCAAGUAUGACUGUCAUAAUCAUAAACUAGAUACAAGAAACACUACUAAUGACAUAUGUAUAAUAGCAAUCUUUUAAUUAGCUUUAAUUACAAAGGAUGUGUCAAAUUCUGUUGGCAAGAUGUUUGCAGGACAAUGAAAGGAUGGUUUUCAGAAUGUUUAUCAAUUUCAUUUUGUAUUUCAUAUCACGCUAUGUCAAUGUCAACUUUUGCCUGAGCAGAUGAACGAGUCUUCGUGGACGGUUGAUCAUGCUCCCUUGAGAAUGUGUGCAAUCUCUCCUCGUGGUUUUAUUUUAUUAUGGUUUUAUCCAAUGACGAAAGAAGUAUUGCUGGAUAACUUGUACAAUGGGCGCAAUAAUAUUACGAUAUCCUAUUGUUAAUUAAUCUUCUGUUUAUUACACUUGAGCCCAAUCACAAACGCGAAUUACGCAAAUUGGAGGGUAUUGUCGUCAUUGUAGUUGUAUGCGAUACACAUGUUUAAUGUAUGAUAAGUAGAUAAAAAACUAAUAAACUUGAUGACCAGCUAAUCUGUUCCUUCGAAUGCAUAUAAAUGUAAAAUUCGAAUGACCAACUCCUGAUUGUUUCCAGUAAAUUUCUCAUUCCUUUAGUUUUAAGGAGGACAAACUUGCUGUAGCCAUAAUUAAUCAUGGGGAAAUUUACUUUACCAAUCUUGGCACUUUUAGUCGCAGGUGUUUCUGCUGGGGUUGUUUCACCCACGACCCGGUGUGGGGGGGUAGGGACCCCUCUUCAACUUAGGAUCAGUGAUUGCGAGGGUCGUUGCACUUUUGUGGCUGGAAAGCCUUAUGAUUGCGAAGAAGAUUUCAUGCCGAGUUCUGCUGCCCCAUCGCUCAGCUUAAGGAUGGACGUGUGCUUAGAUAUGGGACUCUGCUAUACGAUUUUCGAAGUUGUGUUGGCCAAUAGCUCUGUACAACCGGGAUUCACAUACACUGCCAAAUAUCAAGUUGUUCCAAAUGACAUCUUAAGAGGAGAGACUGUUAGAAUUCAAGCUUUCAUUUAUCAGACGGCCAAUUUCCGUAUUGAAACUUGCCUUGAAAUAGAAGCCACCAUUUCGUAAAGGGAACAUUUUCAUAGAUACUCAUUUCUGAUUUUUUUACGAUAACAAAUUAAGUAAAAUGAAAUAUAAUGGAAUAAAUUGAUGUGCACAAUUAA